CGGCCGGGGCGGAGGCGAACCCUGAUGGAGGGGCUGAGCUGAUGAAGGCAGGAGUGUGCCCGUCCCGCCUCUCGCCCUCUGGCGGCUCCAAGCCGCAGGCCGGCGAACCUUGACCACCCCAUGCUCCCGAGAGUCUCCGAGGGGCGACUUCUCGGGCGCCGGCUUCCGGAUGGGGGAUGAGGGGCCCGGAGGCGCGGUGCAUCUGCUGUGCCUCGCAGCGUCUAGCGGGGUUCCCCUGUUCUGUCGGAGCAGCGGCGGCGGGGGCGGCGCCCCCUCCCGCCCACAGCUCCCUUUCUCUGUCAUCGGCUCUCUCAAUGGGGUCCACAUGUUCGGCCAGAAUCUGGACGUGCAACUGAACUCUACAAGAACGGAAGACACGACCGUGGUGUGGAAGAACUUCCAUGACAGCAUCACCCUCAUUGUUCUGUCAUCUGAGGAGGGCACCUCUGCGCUGAGGCUGGAAAGAAUGCUCCACAUGGUGUUUGGGGCCAUGGUUCUCAUUGUGGGACUUGAGGAGCUGACCAAUAUCAGGAAUGUGGAGAGACUGAAGAAAGAAUUGAGGGCCAGCUACUGUCUCAUUGACAGCUUCCUGGGGAAUUCAGAGCUCAUUGGGGACCUGACCCAGUGUGUGGACUGUGUCGUUCCUCCUGAGGGGUCUGCCAUGCAGGAAACCCUCUCAGGGUUCGCGGAGGCCACUGGCACGGCCUUUGCCAGCCUCCUGGUAUCAGGCCGAGUGGUGGCGGCAACCGAGGGCUGGUGGCGCCUUGGCAUGCCUGAAGCUGUGCUACUCCCCUGGCUGGUGGGGUCCUUGCCACCACAAGCUGCUCGCGACUACCCGGUGUAUCUGCCCCACGGGAGCCCCACGGUCCCGCACAGGUUGUUGACCUUGACGCUGCUGCGGGGCCUGGAGCUGUGUCUGCUGUGCGGGCCGCGCCCGCCCCUCGGCCAGCUGGACCCACAGUUGCUGGAACGCUGGUGGCAGCCUCUGCUGGAGCCCCUCCGGGCCUGCCUGCCCCUGGGCCCCAGGGCGCUACCCGAUGGGUUCCCACUGCACGGUGACAUUCUCGGUCUGCUGUUAAUCCACUUGGAGCUGAGACGCUGCUUCUUUACCGUGGAGCCCGCGAAGGAUAAAGAGCCUUCCGCCGAGCAGCGCAGGCGCCUCCUUAGAAACUUCUAUACGCUGGUGGCCAGCACCCACUUCCCGCCAGCCAGGGUUUUUACCGUGAGCACUGGUUCUGGGCUGGGCACUGUGUCCCACACCUGAAACUUCAUCCCUACUGUGGCCGAGGCUGACUGGCCAUGAGUUUGAGGCCAGCUUGGGGUACCCAGUACCCCAGAAGAACCAAGACUCCUCCUAGGCAAAGGACUCAGGCAGCCAGUCCUGUUGCCUCCACAGUGCAGGGCAGAGCCUUGCUCAGGCUGAGGCUGUGGAGCCUGCGGACUCCACACUGGGAAGUUGUCUCAGGUCCCUAAGGCCCCAAGAGACACAGGCAGGGACCUAAUGGUGCCCAGCCAGAUACAGACCUCACAAGCGUGCAAUUCUAGAGGCCUACCCUUGAGGACAGGGUUGAUCCUCAGGAGGGUGACACCAGUGCUGGUGCAGGCACUGGGUGUCAACUACAUGUUAUGUCCAUGAGUACACACAGAGGUCAUAGGAAGACAGCAAGGCUACCUGGGAAGAGGCUGGUCUGGGAGCUACUGUGAAACUGGGUUGGGCUGAGGGGUACCGGGCCCUGACGAGGCUGCUGG
Molecule: messenger RNA, 1749 nt
Organism: Apodemus sylvaticus (European woodmouse)
Lineage: Eukaryota; Metazoa; Chordata; Mammalia; Rodentia; Muridae
Gene: Fuz
Product: fuzzy planar cell polarity protein
Exons: 11
Coding region: 170-1264 (364 amino acids)
Biological process (GO): non-motile cilium assembly; vesicle-mediated transport
Source: RefSeq, a predicted model, not a curated record